Messenger RNA from Vigna radiata var. radiata (mung bean), 3118 nucleotides. RefSeq lists its product as uncharacterized. Lineage: Eukaryota; Viridiplantae; Streptophyta; Magnoliopsida; Fabales; Fabaceae. The coding region runs from base 6 to 2915 and encodes 969 amino acids. The transcript is spliced from 6 exons. Gene Ontology annotation, biological process: defense response to other organism. The record is from RefSeq and is a predicted model, not a curated record.
GAAAAAUGUCUAUCAGAACAAACCGAAUGAAAGCAGUGCCAACACUGCAGAGACGGUUGACAUUGGUUAAGAGCGGAGAAGAGCCUAAUAUUUCUGAUAAGCUUGACAGGUUAAUGUCUGAUCUAACAGCCAUAAAAGAUUUGUUUUCAACAGUGAAAAGUAACGAAGAAGAACUCCUUGACACGUUAAAACUUGUCGAUGAUCUUCUUCGCAACUUCAAAACAGAAAAGAAGUUCGACGAGAUUUCCAGUCGAAUUUUGGAACCAGAGAAAGCCGAUCCACAAAAGGGGAAUGAUGAGCCAUCUUCAAGUCAAAAGGCAGAAGAAAAGAGUGGGAAAAAAGAUGAAACGAUUGAUGAAAAGUUGAAGAAUUUGGAAGGCACGUUUAAGAACUUGAAGGCCAAUUUUUCCACGCUGAAGAAAAACGAAGAACUACGAACAAAGUUAACGGAACUGGAAAAUUUCCUUCAGAACUUCAACUCUAAGCUCGCAGAAGAUGCAUCAAUGAAGGAGAUGAAUCAAGACUUCACUGGAGCAGGAACUGAUAAGCCAUCUUCAGGCCAAUUGACAAAAGACAACAAGAGCAUAGUAGAAGAAGUUAAAAGUUCAUCUGAGAUUGCCGAGCCUUCGCAAGAUUCCGAUCAAAGUGAAACAAAAAGUUCAGAGCUACCAAGACAAAAAUCAACGGAUAAAUCACUAGAUCAAGACUUGAAAGCCACUGGUAUUGAAAUGCCACCUUCAAGUCAAGAGACACAAGACGAGAAGAGUAUUGCAGAAAUAGAUAGAACGAUUGAAGAAAAGUUUGAAAGUUUUAUGUCCAAGCUAGACAAAAUAAAGGGGAUGUCUUCCAAAGAAAAUGAAGAACUUAGGAAAAAAUUAGAAGAAAUGGAAGAUCUUCUUCGAAAAUUCAAUUCUAAUCAAAGUGAAACAAAAAAUUUAGAGCUGCCUACUCAAAUAGAAAGGGAUGAGUCGGUGGACAAAGGCUUCAAAGCCACUGGUGUGGAUAAACCAGCUUCAAACCAAGAGCCAAAAGACGAAAAUUUUCAGGAAAAAUAUGUACCCAUUGAUGAAAAGUUGGAGAGUUUGAAGGUGGAACUGGACAACAUGAAGGCCAAGUUUUCCCCAGCCAAGGAAAACGAAGAAAUGAGUAAAACGUUAAGAACCCUAGAAGAUCUUCUUCAAAGCAUUGAUAUUCCUGCAGAAGAUGCAAACCCACCUGAAACAAAAGGUUCAGAGCUAACAAGCCAAAUAUCAAGGGGAGAGUCGGAGAAUCAAGUCCUUAAAGGUGUUGAUAAGCCAUCUUCAAGCCAAGACGUACAAGACAAGGAGAGUGUGGAAAAAGACGUAUCAGAUGAUGAAAAAGUGGAGAGUUUGAAUGUCAAGCGUAAAGAUUCCAAGGAGGAGGUGGUAGAAAAGGUGGUGAAUGCCAUUAACAAAAAGAUCAAGAAAUCAACUAAAAAGCUUGGUGAUAGUGAAAUUAAAAUACAACCUAAUGAAUCAUUAGAAAAAGGAAAAACAUCAAAAACAUACCCCAAACUGUCUUUAAGCCGAGACGAUAAGACUUUGGAGCUAGUCUUGAAAAGGUUUCAAGCCAGUUAUGAUGCCCUUAAUUCUCAUUCAAAAGUUUGCUGUUUGUCUCUCUCAAUUUUCCCAGAAAAUGUUGUUAUAAUGAAAAGACAAAUAAUUUACUGGUGGAUUGGAGAGGGGUUUGUAAAAAGGUCAACAGAGAAAACAUCUGAAGAAGAAGGUGAGAAUGUUUUCAACGAGCUUCUGAAUUCUAAUCUGAUUGUACCACAUGGUUCAGGCAAGUGUCCUGUUGUCAAUAAAUUCAAAAUUAAUCCUUGGAUCCGCCACAUGUUGGUAUCAUCUGUUCUGGGAGAAAAUAAACAACCCUUUGGAUUUUAUUCACAAAUAACAACCUCUUCCCACCGCAAUCAUGCUGAUUAUGGUUGCCUAGUACUUGACCGACAAAAUGUUGAAAUAGGUGGUCACUUUGAUUGGAAAUCUGUCCAUUCGAGAAGUGUUUUCAAUCUUGGUGCAAGAUAUCUUACUAUUGAACCUCGAUGGAUGGCUAAAAUGAAGAAGUUGGUGGUGCUUCAGCUUGGUCGUUGGCAAGAGUCUCCUGAACAUCACAUUGAAGUUGCUGGUACAGAAUUCAUGACAGCCACAAAGGCUCAAAAGCAUCUGAAAUAUCUCAGCCUUCGUGGUAUAUCAAGAAUAUCAGCUUUGCCACCCUCUAUUGCUCAACUUGUUAGCCUAGAAAUUCUUGACCUCAAGGCUUGUCACAAUCUCGAAACCUUACCUAAUGAAAUUACUUCAUUGAAAAAGCUCACACACUUGGAUGUGUCACAGUGCUACUUGUUGGAGAGUAUGCCAAAGGGGAUUGGGAAGCUCACUGAGCUCCAAGUACUCAAGGGAUUUGUAGUAGGCAGUUCCAAAGAGACUCUUACAAUAUCUGAUCUUGCAAACUUUAAAAAGUUGAAACGAUUGAGCAUACACAUUGGAAGUGAGGCUGUGAUCCAAAAAGAGUUUGAAAGCCUGAGAAACUCAGAAGUUAAAUGUCUCAAAAUAUCAUGGGGCGCGUCAUCUUACACCAAGUACAAAGAUAUUGAUAUCGUUCUCCCAAUAGGUUUGGAAAAGUUAAACCUUGAAGGCUUUCCUAGUGAGAAAACUCCAACAUGGUUGAAGCUUAACCUCCUACCUUCUGAUUUGAAGAGACUAUACAUAAUAGGAGGAAAACUCAGCAGCAUAGAAGAGGAAAAAAGCAUUAAAAGAAAUUGUAAGGUGGAGAUCUUGCGUCUGAAAUACCUAAAGAAUCUUCAAAUUGAUAUUGACCAUAUCAUAAAGUUGUUUCCUUCACUGAAGUAUGCCGAGGUGAAAAAAUUCAAAGAGCCUAGCCAUGAAUGGAGCAUUUGAUGGUAAAAGUACACCCAUUUCAUAAAUGUUCAAUGUAUUUUAUUUUAAGGGAAAUUUAGUUCACCCGAAUAUUUAUUUGUACAUAUAUAUGAUUCCAACCAUGUAUAUUUGUUCGGUGUGCUCCAAGUCAGAGUGAUGAAAAAGUUCAGAAAAAGAUAUAUAUAAGUUCUGUGGUAGGUUAGUGAUUAUUGUAACUGAACUUA